GUUUGGGUUGCCUGUGUUGUGUUUGUGUCGAGUCAGUCGUGUUACAUCGAAAGAUGUCGGUACAGGAGGUUUUAUACUCGCUUUGCGAGUACGUUAGCAUCGGAAAUGUGGUGCUACUGCUCCUGUGUAUGAUAAUAGGAAAUUUUCUUUGGAGUUUGUAUGACUUUCGUGGCAUGCCUCCGGGCCCAAGAGCGACGAGAGCUCCGAUCAUUGGCAACUUGCUUAGCUUUGAUCGCGGGGCAGGGGACUUAAGAAAUAUGACGAACAGCUUGCGGAAGCACUAUGGUGGCAUUUUUGCUUUACAAGUUGGAAGCUGGAGAAUGGUUUUUGCUGGGUCACCAGAUGCUGUAAGGGAAGUCUUGGUGAAGAGAUCUGCUGACUAUGCCGGGCGCCCGCCUUUCCACAGCUUUCAUCUGGAAACCAAGGGGGGUAAGGACAUUGCCGUAGGAAACUACGGACCAGCUUGGAGAAUGCAUCGCAAGUUGUUUACAACUUCCCUUCGCUACUACCUCCACAAUGUCCCAUUACUGGAAUCACACAUCUCCAGACAAGUUAAAAAGCUUGUGGCACUGUUUGAUGAAGAAAAGGGAAGUGCGUUUAAUCCUGCUGUACUGAUUAAACAGAGUGUUGCUGAUGUUAUUACCAAGAUGACGUUUGAUGAAGCCUUUAAUGCAUCUCAUCCAAGUUUUGACAAGUUUUUCAAGACUUUGUUGUACUCCAUGGAAGAUGUUGAUCUUAACACGCAGAGAGUUGCCCUUGAUUUUUUCACCUUUACAAAGUAUCUCCCAUUUGAGACUUACCGAAAGACCAAAGAAAUGGCUGAUUAUGUGUUCAAUGUCUUGAAGGAGGUUGUUGAUGAGAGAAAUAAAACCUUUGACCCCUCCCAGCCGACCACAGACCUCCUUACAGCACUGCUCAAGGCAAGACUUGAGGCUGAAUUUGAUACCAUAGAAGAAAAACAGGUGUUGCUGGCAGACAAGUACCUUUUAAACACACUUACCGACAUGUUUAUUGCUGGCUAUGCUACAGUGAGCGACACAUUACGCUGGUUGAUUGUUUACCUUGUGAACUACCCACACAUCCAGGAAGAGAUCCACAAUGCCUUGGAUAAGGUGGUUGGUUCGGAUAGAACGCCAUCACUUGAUGACCGCCAACAGCUUUCAAUCAUUCAAGCAACUAUCAUGGAGACACUGCGGUUUACUGCAGACUUUACGCUGCCCCACUACACGUUAAAGGACACCUCCCUGUGUGGAUACCGUGUGCCAAAGGACUCUGUUGUCAUGGUUGACAUCAAGUCAGUUCACAUGGACCCCAAAUGCUGGGAGAAUCCCACAGAAUUCAACCCUCACCGCCAUAUUGAUGACAAAGGUGAGCUGAUUGUGAACCAGGGCAACUGGUUGCCGUUCUCUGCUGGCAGACGUGUUUGUGCUGGCGAGCCACUUGCCAAGAUUGAGGUCUUCCUGUACAGCUCCUGGCUGCUCCACAAGUUCCGUUUCAUCGGUGAAGAGGGAAAGCCUCCUCCAUCACUCGUUCCCAACAGGGGAUUUACCGUAAUCCCUAAACCAUAUAAGAUCCAUGCAGUACGACGCCAUUAAUGACCUCCUCAAUCCACCCAGUCAUCCCUGGACAGGACAUGUUUGAGGCUAUCCAAUAUAUAAGCCACCCCCCCCCCCCCCCGAAUAAUCACCUCGCCUAAACAGGUUGCAAGUACUAACGGAAACUAAAAGUAGUACCCGCCACAAUAUGUGAUCAUUGCAAGCUUGUUUUGCUAUGUUUCUAGGACGAACUGCACACUGUAAAAAAAUAAUAAUAAAACAUACUUUUUAUCUCAGAGACAAAAACGGAUGUUUGUAUAAUCGAGCGUAAUCUUAGCUACUAUCCCGUGACGCAAACAGUCCCCGACGUGCUAUCCGAAACCUGCCCGACUAACUUUAAAGCAACGUAGCUUGACCGGUUUUCUGUUAUUAAUUUUUUUUUUUUUUUUCACCACACUUGGAUUAUCUUAGGAUUGAUCCAUAUUAUCCUGCACUCGGUUUAUAUAAUGACCCAUAGUACCUUUCGAUCGUACUCUAUUUACCAAUUGCAGUUUGCACUAUUAUUAAUGUUUACCGUAUCAGAUUGAUCUGUCUUGUAUGCUAUUAGAAAUAAAUUUCACUCGUUAUUUUAA
Nematostella vectensis (starlet sea anemone) is the source of this 2167-nucleotide messenger RNA. Its product is annotated as steroid 17-alpha-hydroxylase/17,20 lyase. The transcript has 5 exons. Gene Ontology annotation, biological process: progesterone metabolic process; hormone biosynthetic process. Lineage: Eukaryota; Metazoa; Cnidaria; Anthozoa; Actiniaria; Edwardsiidae. The coding region runs from base 54 to 1595 and encodes 513 amino acids. Gene Ontology annotation, molecular function: steroid 17-alpha-monooxygenase activity; iron ion binding; heme binding. The record is from RefSeq and is a predicted model, not a curated record.